This is a messenger RNA of Trichoderma asperellum CBS 433.97, 887 nucleotides long. Lineage: Eukaryota; Fungi; Ascomycota; Sordariomycetes; Hypocreales; Hypocreaceae. The record is from RefSeq and is a predicted model, not a curated record.
GGACGCUACAUUCUAUUUGGCUAGCUACAUGUCCCUGUUCAUCAUUUCCUUUGCCCAUCUUCCGUUCUUUUCAAAUCUCCCCAUCAUGCUUCAUCAUCAAUUCUUCUCUCAUUUCAUCUUUCAUCCCACUUACAUCGCCGAUGAGUAAUACAUGGCGGGGAGUAAUAAAAGUGCCGUUCCAAAUCACAAAGAUAAAACGGGAAAUAUGCAUGAGUCCAGAUGAGGUGCCAUCAACUCUAACCGGCGCCCUGACAGGCCCUCCAAUCCAAUCAUCACCCCAUAUGCCGGCACCAUGCUUGUUACCGGGGGGGGUUCCCUUUCUUCCUCUCUUCUCUUUGGGGGGAGUACGAAGGGGGCCACUCUACCCAAAACCUGCCACGACCAAACAAACAACAACCGGCCAAACUCCACUUGCCUGUCAGUUCCGGCAAAUCCUUAUCCCCAUGCUCCCUCUCCCCCUCCUGCUGCUACGGUACAUUUUUUUUUUUUUGCUCUACUACGUAUUACUACCUUACCUACUUCCUUGUAACAACAUGCAUGCCUGUACAGUACGAUGCCGGCCCCUCCAUGGCCUUCUCCGAAAAGGGAAUCUAUGGCGAGGCUAUCACCAACCCCUGACCGAUCUAUUUCGGAGUGCGAGGAAAAGCAAUUAAGAGAGAGAGAGAACGAAUAAAAACAAGGACGGAAAAAGAUGGCGCUACUAGCCUCCUUCGUCCCGUCGACAAGCGCUUUUAGUGUGAAAUGACAAUUGACAAGGCGGGCGAUGACCCACGCAGGCAAAUGGCAAUUAUAGCUGCCGUGUCGUCGUCAACCGUCAGAUAAGGAAGGGGGCGUUUAAUAAAAAACACAGAAUUUGAAAAAGAAAAAAAAAGAAAAAAAACAAGGCU